This is a messenger RNA of Drepanopeziza brunnea f. sp. 'multigermtubi' MB_m1, 438 nucleotides long. RefSeq lists its product as uncharacterized. Lineage: Eukaryota; Fungi; Ascomycota; Leotiomycetes; Helotiales; Drepanopezizaceae. The record is from RefSeq and is a predicted model, not a curated record.
AUGGCGCCUCGCGAAUCUCGCAAAGCCCGGCGCCAGGAAUCCGAGUCCGUGGUGGAGGAGGAGGAGGAAGAGGAGGAUAGCUCGCAACAGACCACGCAGGGUGAUGCCAUGGAAGUCAUGAAGCAGGCAAGCAAGCUUGUAGAAUUCACCAAUGCCCGGCGAGACAAGAAGCGCAAGGCUAUUGUGGCAGAGCACGAGAGGCGGGUCAAGGACCUCAAGACGAAGAUAGAUACCUUGUUCAACAACAGGAAGAAUCGAGUAACCAAGUCUCGGCAAGAUCUCUGGAAAAGACUCGAUGCUCUGAACAUGAAACGCCAAAAUAUCGAGGAGCAAAUCCUGAAGAGCAUGAAGACCAUCGAGCAGGCCUCUAUCAAGUUCUCCGGGGAACUCGAACCAAUUUUCAGAGGCCGUAUCAAUGAUAUGGAGAUGGCGGGCUAG